Molecule: messenger RNA, 1473 nt
Organism: Selaginella moellendorffii
Lineage: Eukaryota; Viridiplantae; Streptophyta; Lycopodiopsida; Selaginellales; Selaginellaceae
Product: actin-7
Exons: 4
Coding region: 175-1305 (376 amino acids)
Source: RefSeq, a predicted model, not a curated record
CACCGCCCUAUUGUUUCAAGCUUUUUGUGUGGGCGACUGCGACAGCGUCGGGAUUAUUGGAGGAGGCGAUCCAUCGAUCGAUCCAUCCCCGGGCUCGUCACAGGUCUGAUCGAUCGAGCUCUGUGGCUCACAUCGCCGCUCUCGCUUAGCGCCCUGUUUCUAGCGAGUUUCUCCAUGGCGGAGGAAGAAAUCCAGCCCCUGGUGUGCGACAAUGGAUCCGGGAUGGUCAAGGCUGGAUUUGCCGGAGACGAUGCUCCCAGGGCCGUGUUUCCCAGCAUUGUGGGCCGGCCCAAGCACACGGGCGUCAUGGUUGGAAUGGGGCAGAAGGAUGCGUAUGUCGGCGACGAGGCGCAAUCCAAGCGAGGUAUCCUGGCAUUGAAGUACCCGAUCGAGCACGGGAUCGUCACAAACUGGGACGACAUGGAGAAGAUCUGGCACCACACUUUCUACAACGAGCUCCGUGUGGCUCCGGAAGAACACCCGGUUCUUCUCACCGAGGCGCCGCUCAACCCAAAGGCGAAUCGCGAGAAGAUGACCCAGAUCAUGUUCGAGACCUUCAAUGUCCCGGCCAUGUACGUGGCGAUCCAAGCAGUCCUUUCACUCUACGCGAGUGGACGCACUACCGGUAUUGUUCUCGACUCGGGUGACGGUGUCACGCACACUGUUCCAAUCUACGAAGGCUACUCACUGCCCCAUGCAAUCCUCAGGCUGGACCUUGCCGGUCGCGACUUGACUGACUCGCUCAUGAAGAUCCUGACCGAGAGAGGCUACUCGUUCACCACCACGGCGGAGCGUGAGAUCGUGAGAGACAUGAAAGAGAAGCUGGCGUACGUCGCCCUGGACUACGAGCAGGAGCUGGAGAGCUCCAGGCAAAGCUCCUCGAUGGAGAAGACAUACGAGCUUCCGGAUGGGCAGGUGAUCACCAUCGGCUCCGAGAGGUUCCGGUGCCCCGAGGUGCUGUUCCAGCCGUCUCUGAUUGGAAUGGAAGCCGCUGGUAUCCACGAGACGACGUACAACUCGAUCAUGAAGUGCGACGUCGAUAUCCGAAAGGACCUCUACGGCAACAUCGUCCUCAGCGGAGGCAGCACAAUGUUCCCUGGCAUCGCGGACCGCAUGAGCAAGGAAAUCACGGCACUGGCUCCCAGCAGCAUGAAGAUCAAGGUGGUUGCUCCUCCGGAGAGGAAGUACAGCGUCUGGAUUGGAGGUUCUAUCCUGGCUUCGCUCAGCACCUUCCAACAGAUGUGGAUUGCAAAGUCCGAGUACGAUGAGUCGGGUCCAUCGAUUGUGCACAGAAAGUGCUUCUAGAUCUUGAGGUUGGUCUCCAGGUUGCUAUUUUUCCUUCCUUUUCGGUUCUCGGGUUAUCUAGGCGCUCUAGAUUUUGAAGUCUUGGCUCUUGAGGAUCACAUGUCAAGUGUGCUUCAUUGUUUGCCUUUGAUUGACUAUAAAUAUUUAGCUCUCUCGUAUUUUGGUGUC